AUGCGACCAUGGCCUCCACCAGGCCCUGAUCCGCUGCUUCCUACCCCCAACCCUGGGCUGGCCUUCGGGGUGCUGGCACCCACUGCAUCUGGGGUGUGGCCAGUGGGGGCGUGUGCUUCCUUCUCCUGCCUCCCCAGGCCACCCAGCACUGACCUGGGGAAUUCUUGUUGGUGGCCCGACUGGUUGGCCAGGAAGCGGCUGUCGGGGCUUUCCAGAGCCACCCAGUAUCUGCCUGAGCUGUGUCACAGCCACCUCCCUCCUGCAAGCCCGGGGACAGGCACACCUGGUGUGGUCCCCUGCCCCCCUCAGCUCAGGAUCAGGCUGAAGGGUGCUGGGGGAGGCCCCCCCACCCCAUAUAAGCAUUUGGUUGCCAGUCUCACUUGCACCUUCAUUUCCCUGAUUCCCCUGUGGCUGUUCCAGACCAGGAAGCUCCAGGGAGCUGGUCCCCUGCCAUCAGCAGAGGUGGGAGUACAGGCAGACCCCUGGGCACUGUGGUCCAGGUUCCUUGACAGCUUUACAGCCCAGGAGACCGAAGGGCCCGCUGUGGGCAGGCUGCCCCUGGCUCUUGGCUGCCUCCCUGCACCCCAGUGGGAGACUGGGCUUGUGAGCACCCACUGCCGGAGGCUGGCACGGCUUGCCCAGGGAUGA
Molecule: messenger RNA, 648 nt
Organism: Rangifer tarandus platyrhynchus (Svalbard reindeer)
Lineage: Eukaryota; Metazoa; Chordata; Mammalia; Artiodactyla; Cervidae
Source: the annotation of a GenBank genome assembly